AUGUUGUCCAUCACUCCCCAGGACCUCCAGCCCCAGCCCUACUACUAUCUCCCCUUCCGCUCCGUGUCGCUGUCGCACCGGCAGCCACAGCCUGAGAUUCCCUUCUUCACCUUUACGAGCAUGGGAAGCCCGCCCUUCGACACAAUGACCGCCGCCGCCGCCGCGGCUGCUGCUGCUGCCGCCUCAGCCAGAUCCGCGCAGGACGCCAGUGUCGCCCAGGCGCUCGAAAUUGCGCGCGAGAGCCCCGACGGCUCGUCCGACCCAACCAUCAGCAAGAUCCUCGAAGGCGCGCUGGCCCAGAUCUGGGGCAAAGUCCAGGCCCAGCCCAACUCGUAUGUCAUGACGCGCGACGAGUUUGCCGUUUUCAACUUCUUCCAACACCGGUUCACCGGUGAUAAGACGGCGGUGAGCGCCCGGAAACGAUACUGGGACAACGCCCGAGCUUGA
Messenger RNA from Ilyonectria robusta, 447 nucleotides. RefSeq lists its product as uncharacterized. The transcript has a single exon. The record is from RefSeq and is a predicted model, not a curated record. Lineage: Eukaryota; Fungi; Ascomycota; Sordariomycetes; Hypocreales; Nectriaceae. Bases 1 to 447 code for a protein of 148 amino acids.